UGCUCGUGCUCUACUCGCGCGCUAGCCGUCCGUCCGCCUCGCCUCGCGCUCACCGCGCCUGGUUUCCGACCCCCGCCAUGGAGGAGGCUGAGACGGACGCCACGGAAAACUCUCGCGCCUCCGAGGCCAAGCGAGCCUCUGCCAUGCCGCCCCCGCCGCCUCCCAUCUCUCCGCCCGCCCUGACCCCGGCCCCCGCGGCCGGUGAGGAGGGCCCGGCGCCCCUGCCCGAGGCGGGCGCUCCCGGCUGCUCCCGCUCUCGGCCCCCGGAGCUGGUGCCCGAGCGCAGCCUGGGCCGCUUGAGAGGGCGCUUCGAGGACUACGACGAGGAGUUGGAGGAAGACGAGGAGAUGGAGGAGGAAGAGGAGGAGGAGGAAGAGAUGAGCCACUUCUCGCUGCGGCUGGAGUCGGGGCGGCCGGAGUCCGAGGACGAGGACGAGCGCCUGAUUAACCUUGCUGAACUGACCCCAUACAUCAUGUGUUCCAUUUGCAAAGGUUACUUAAUAGAUGCAACUACCAUUACAGAAUGUCUUCAUACCUUUUGUAAAAGCUGCAUUGUAAGACAUUUUUACUAUAGCAACAGAUGCCCAAAAUGCAACAUAGUUGUCCACCAGACGCAGCCUCUUUAUAACAUAAGGUUGGACCGACAAUUACAAGACAUAGUAUACAAAUUAGUGAUCAAUCUAGAGGAAAGAGAAAAAAAACAGAUGCAUGAUUUCUAUAAAGAAAGAGGUCUAGAAGUACCUAAACCUGCUGUUCCACAGCCAGUCCCUUCAAGCAAAGGAAAAACUAAGAAAGUCCUAGAGUCAGUGUUCCGUAUUCCACCUGAACUUGAUAUGUCUUUAUUACUUGAGUUCAUUGGUGCUAAUGAAGACACAGGACAUUUUAAGCAUUCACUGAGAUUUGAGCCGUUGGAAAAGAAGUUUGUGCGUGUUUCAGGAGAAGCAACUAUUGGGCAUGUAGAGAAAUUUCUUAGAAGAAAAAUGGGUCUUGAUCCAGCUUGUCAGGUAGAUAUCAUCUGCGGUGAUCACUUAUUGGAACGGUACCAAACCCUACGGGAAAUCCGCCGUGCAAUAGGUGAUUCAGCAAUGCAGGAUGGUCUGCUUGUUCUUCAUUACGGUCUUGUGGUUUCUCCUCUGAAAAUAACUUGAAGACACAGGGUAUGUGAGAAAGGAAACACAGUAAGGAGGCUUGCUUCUGCAGGUCUGCAUUGCACCAAAGAAUCUCAAGAAACAUGUAGCCACCACUACUUCAUGCUGUUAAGAGCUAGCCUCUGUUUUCCGCACCAGAACCCUAGCAUUGUGUGUACAACUUGAAACAAUAGAAUGUAUUUGCUACACUAGAGACUAUGUAAAAAGCACUCAAAACUCAGGGGAAAAAAACUGAAAACACUGAAUUUUAAAAUUCCUUGUGAUUACAAAUACGAGGAAGAUGCUGGUUGCUUCCCAUCUUUGAGGUAGGUUGGUCAUCUGGCAGCUAGGAUUCUCCAGGCUGUGUGGGCUGGGCAAGAGUCCUUGCUGAACAGCUCUGCUUUGAAUUCAAAGCCAGUCCGUUAACCGCAGGGUGCACUCGGCACCAGAACUACUGGCCAUUUACAUGAUCCUGUCCUAUUCUAAGCUUUAAAAAAAGUGAUCCUACUAAAGCAAGGAUCUCUCCACUGUGGAGAGACUCUCCUGUUAGAUAUGGCUCUUAACACCCCUUAUUACAAGGUGCUUCUUUGUGAUGGUUUAUUUGCAUAUAUCAGCGCCAUGGAGCAGGCGUCACAGUGUGACUGUUGAUAAUGUCACUUGUAAUGGCACUGUUCUAAAGGUAGCAGACAAUUUCAGGUGAAUUACCAGAAGUUUACAGAGUCCUUAUUGUUUCCUUGGUCACUCAGCUUAACUGGUUCUGUGUUUAAUGUUUGUUUUCUCACCACUGGGAUAAAGAAUGAGGGUCUUUGAGAACCUUGCUUUCACGAAGACUUAAUUUUAAACAUUAUUUUGCCUAAAAUUAGCAUCCUGAUGCUUUCUAAGAGAAAUAUUUUGUAGACUUAUUUCACAGCAAAAUUUCCAAUCUGUACAGAAACUUACAAAAUUAGACUUACAUUGGCAAUUGUUUUGUAAAGUUUAUGAAUUGUGCAUAAAUCUCUUCUGAUUUAAUAAAAAUUUAUUUUAGCCAA
This is a messenger RNA of Onychomys torridus (southern grasshopper mouse), 2155 nucleotides long. It is a transcript of the gene Pcgf6, whose product is annotated as polycomb group ring finger 6. Lineage: Eukaryota; Metazoa; Chordata; Mammalia; Rodentia; Cricetidae. The record is from RefSeq and is a predicted model, not a curated record. Gene Ontology annotation, cellular component: PRC1 complex. Bases 78 to 1148 code for a protein of 356 amino acids. The transcript is spliced from 11 exons. Gene Ontology annotation, biological process: regulation of transcription by RNA polymerase II.